AUGGAUGAGCUGAAGAUCGGGACACUGGUAGGUGCGGACAGGUAUGGCAACAAGUACUACGAGAACAACGAGUACUUUCACGGCCGGAACCGAUGGGUGGAGUACUCGGACGACGCUUACCUCGAUUACGACGCCUCGCAGAUACCGGCGGAGUGGCACUCGUGGAUGCAUUACACGACAGACAUACCGCCCACUGUUAAGCCACCGGUGCAGCACAGGUGGAUGAUAGAGCACACGCCUAACUACACCGGCAGUCACCUCCAGUACGUGCCCUACAGUACCACCAGAGAGAAGGUCCAGAAAUGGGAUCAAACGGUGCCCCAACUCGAGGCUAAGAAGUAUAAAUACUUCACUAAUUAA
Messenger RNA from Oppiella nova, 360 nucleotides. The record is from the annotation of a GenBank genome assembly. NCBI's taxonomy places the organism in Eukaryota, Metazoa, Arthropoda, Arachnida, Sarcoptiformes, Oppiidae.